AUGCACCGUGUCACUCGGGACACGGUGGCCGUCAUCGGCGUCAUUGGCCGGGACGAUGUCGCGCUUAGAGAACACGUCCGAGAGGCGUGGAGCAGCGCAUCCCAUCUGCCGCACAGCCUGGCCCUGCGAUUUGCUGUCUCCACGCAUGACAGCGACGGAGCGGCCACAGCGGUCGGCAGCGCCGCUAGCGAGGAGGCCGAUCUGCAUCGCCUCGAAUGCCUCGGCCAGUCAUCUGGGCUGGCGGUUGUCGUUUUCUCUCUCGCAGACGCCUGGUUUCGGUUUGCCGCGUCGCACCCGGCGUUUGCAAAGGUGCCUUUCAUUGGACGGGCAGACACCGACGCGGUCAUCUCUCCCGUGUGGCUCGACCGCAUGCUUCUCCGGCUUGCGAGGGGGCAGCCCUUCUACCUCGGGCGGGUGCAGUGGUUCUCGUGGCACCGCAGUCUCCACAAGCCCGUCGGGUUUGGCUUCAGUCCGGAGGGCGCAGUUGCCGCCGCGCGGGGCGAGGCUCGCGAGCGCGCCUGCCUCACGCCGCCUGGAAGCUGCGACGGGCCUUUCCCCUUUGUGACGGGCCCGAUAAUCGUCAUGUCGAUGUCGCUCAUCCGCUGGUACGCCGGCUCUCGCGACAUCGAGACUGCGGUGCGCCUCGCCAUUGACUCGCGCCUCAACCGCUUCCAAGGGAGUGGUCAGAAUGGCACCGCACCCAUCCCGCUCGACAGCGCGCGACGCAGAGGUCUCUUCCUGCGUGCCGCUAGCGCCGGCGACCUGAGCGUACGCCUUUUCGACGACGUCUUUUUGGGGUGGACCAUGUGCCGCGAGAGGGGCGCAGACUCUACCUCUGCGGCGGUGACCGUGCUCGCCUUCCCCAACCACGCACUCUACACCGCGCCCGGCGCGUGCAACCAGGCGGGGCCUGGCGCGCCCGUCAUCCACGGCCUCAAGGGGCUGCCGGCCAUGCUGCCGGCCGUGGCAGCACAGAUGAGGGAGAGCGCGCUCCAUCCCCCCCCCUCGCCGACGGUCACGUGCGGGCCCAUGCCGGAGCGGGCAAUGGAGGUGGUGCACGCUGCCGUGGAUCAAAAAGCCGCCCCCUCCGCCACCCUGCAAGGCAAGGUUGUUCAGGACGCACCUCGCGGGCGGGCGGCAAAGGAGUGGGGGGAGUGCGAUCAACAUCAAGCCGCCGCGGCCUUUAUUGUGACCGGCGUCGGGUCGCGACGCGUGCACAAAACAAUAUUGUAG
Emiliania huxleyi CCMP1516 is the source of this 1233-nucleotide messenger RNA. RefSeq lists its product as hypothetical. The transcript has 7 exons. NCBI's taxonomy places the organism in Eukaryota, Haptophyta, Isochrysidales, Noelaerhabdaceae. The record is from RefSeq and is a predicted model, not a curated record. The coding region runs from base 1 to 1233 and encodes 410 amino acids.